Molecule: messenger RNA, 1003 nt
Organism: Sorghum bicolor (sorghum)
Lineage: Eukaryota; Viridiplantae; Streptophyta; Magnoliopsida; Poales; Poaceae
Product: auxin-induced protein X10A
Exons: 1
Coding region: 131-526 (131 amino acids)
Biological process (GO): response to auxin
Source: RefSeq, a predicted model, not a curated record
CAAACCUUGAGGCCAAACCGUCAGUAUUUAACAAUCCACGCAAACUAGGCAUACCCUCUGUUGUCUGCUGUGUGUAUAUAUAUAUACUACGCCCAACCACACUGCCACAUACACACACUUGGAUGCAUACAUGUUCACAAGCAGCAUGAAGGCAGGGUCGUCCAAGGGGAGAUUCCUCAAUCUCAAGGCCUUCCUCCAUGCGUGGAAGAAACUCGCCGCCGCUGAGACGGCGACGGCCAGCGCCGCUGGGUGGGCACAGCUCGACGGCGACGGCGAAACCAUCCCCAGGGACGUGCCCAAGGGCCACACGGUGGUGUACGUCGGGGAGGAGCUGAGGCGGUACGUGGUCAGGGUGUCCUCCCUCGACCACCCGCUGUUCCGCGAGCUGCUCGACCGGGCGCGGGACGAGUACGGCUUCGCCGCCGCCGACACGAGGCUGUGCCUCCCCUGCGACGAGGACAUGUUCCUCGCCGUCCUCUGCCAUGUCGACGCCGAGCGAGAGUGGAGCCUGGCACUGUGCAGCUGACCGCGGUACCGCCCCGGCCGGUCGGUCGGUCGCCCUCGUCGUUGAAUUCUUCGACUUGGCUGCCCUGUUUGUUCUGUAAUUCUGUUCCAGAUGUUCCAAAAGUCGAGCAUGUUUACAUGCUUGUCCUGUUUAUAGGGUGUAGACUGUAGAGGAUGCUAGCAGUUAGCUCCAGUGGUCCAUAAGACCAUAACCAUAUUGUGCUUCGACUUUUCAAGGAUGCACCGCAAGGUGCUUUGAAUUGUUUUAGCUGCUGCAACUGCAACCAGGAGAUGCAUGCACGCAUUCGAGUGCAGGGGCAGGGGUAUUACUGCUUUUUUUUUGGCCCAUAUUGUGGCCUCGAGUAUUUUUCAUGGCUCAACUUACAACCAGCAGUUUUCCUUGCAAGAGUUGACGGACGCAUGCACUUGUAAAGUGGACAUGACACGCUUACACGCAUGAACAUUUGACCUGUAAGGUGACACCAGAAUGUACCGCAGA